AUGUGGUCUUUAGUCUCCUCGGACAAGAAUGAACAGCUGAUCAGAUCUACUCAGACGCUCCAUCACUAUGUGAACAGAUACUUCACAAUCACCAACAGACUGUUGAUCAUAAUCAAUACUCACUUUGGAGAAAGCUACUCCAGUGUCUCUGCAGAUGAGAGCAAAAGUAUUAAGGACAACUGUGCCAUAGUUAGAGAAGCUAUGAGCAUGAUUCUUGAAGUUUCUAGAAGAAAGGAAAAGCAAAUCCGUAAGAUCAUUGAACCUGAUAUUUAUGAUAAGAUUGCCUUCACUGGCGUGUCACUGAAAGACAAGGCUGCAGUGAUAAGGGACUUUCAUGCGGACAAAUUGGGAGUCUUUGGGAAUAUCUGUCUUCCACUAGUCGCUAUUCAGCUGGCGAAAAGUGAGUUAGAGAACGUGAAGCCUCCAACCGAGGAGCACGAUCUGCCGAUUCUGUCCUUAAAACUGGGAGAUCUCGUGAAGAGCAGCAAAAGCAUCGCUAAGCUUCUGUGUGAACAACGCCAGCAAACAGACCUCAGUGAAGCCACACAGUUAGUGGAAGACGGCAUCUCUAUUCUGAAGCCACCCUGCGAUGCCUACAGUCACAUUGCUGGAGAAGUCCAAGCUUGUGUCAAAAUCAUAUCUGAAAAUAUCUAG
This is a messenger RNA of Sinocyclocheilus rhinocerous, 654 nucleotides long. RefSeq names its product single-pass membrane and coiled-coil domain-containing protein 3-like. The transcript has a single exon. NCBI's taxonomy places the organism in Eukaryota, Metazoa, Chordata, Actinopteri, Cypriniformes, Cyprinidae. The coding region runs from base 1 to 654 and encodes 217 amino acids. The record is from RefSeq and is a predicted model, not a curated record.